AUCAGACCUACAAAGACACCACCGCGCCUCGACUGCAUGCGGGACGUUUGAGCGUUCACUUUUGUCGUCUCUUGGCCAGUCCUCGGUGCGAGUACCUUGAGAGAUCGUUUCUGCAUUGUACCCUAGCUUGCUGGACUCAAGCGUCAUCAUCCCUAUCGACCACCAUGCCGUCUCUUGCUUUCUUCGUCUCUGCAACUGUGCUGUUUGCUCAGUCUACAGUUGCUUUCAACUGUUCGACAAAACCUGUUUACGUCGAUAUCCACAAGCGCGCCGUUCACGAUUCACCAGUCUUUCAGUAUGGAUCUUUCAUCGGAGUCGGUACAGGCGAAACCGCGUCAGCAACGUCAGCACAGAAUCACAGCUUGUGGCCCUCGUUAUCGCAGAACUAUAUGUCGUUUGGAGCACACAGUUACUGUCAAAAGAGUACGCUCAGCAAGUGUGCUGACUCAACAGGAGGUUUCUACAGCAGUAACCAGUCUACAACAUUCAUCGAAUACAAAGACUUCAAGACACUAGAUGCGGACAGUAACAACACCCUCGAAGGCUACUUUGGACAAGACACUCUUAGACUCUAUACGCACUUCUUCGAAACGGACGGUGCAUCACAGACGCUUGUAGAGAACUCGACUAUAGAAGUCGCAACAUCAGGAGCUAUUGUACCUGGAAGAGUAGGAAUGGGUCCAUCUUCAACACUUCUACAAGAUCUUGCUGGUCGAGAGAUGAUCGCAGGCAAGACCUACUCCCUCUAUAUUGGCCAAGGUUUCGACCGCGCUGGCGGUAAGGUCAAUGGAAGCAACGUGUUCGGAGGCUACGACUCCGGCCGCUUCACCGGGAUACCGCAUCAAUACCCUAUGAACAUCAAUAACGUCAAUCCCAUGAGUGUGCGCAUUAAGGAUAUCGUCAUCACAAACACCAUGAGUGGGACGAACCAGUCUCUCUUCGACACCAAGGACUUCCCUGAUAUGAAGUCGGCACCACAGACUUUCGAAGCACAGAUUACUACCGAGCAGUUUCCGCUGUCAUUGCCAUAUCAAAUCACCCAAAACUUCAUCAAAGCACUUAAUGGCCAGAAAGACAAUUACUGGGGCGACAACUCCCUGAAGCUCGCUCAGAACCACAACGCCACUCUCUCCAUCGUGCUAGAAGAUGGCUUCACAGUCACGUUUCCUCCCGAAGUACUCAGGAACGCCUCAAACAUCACCCCUAUCCAGAACCGCGACGAAGACGACAACACCCCAUUCCUCCUCGGCUCCGCCUUCCUCGGCCAAGUCUAUCUAAUGGCCGACUACGACUCCAACAACUUCUUCCUCGCUGAAGCAGUCCAGAAGAACAACAUGGUCAUGCCCGUCACCUUCUGCCCCAAGUCAACACCCGAGGCUUAUGAGCGACCCAAGCAGAACCAGUGGCAGAGCCAAGGACUGAUUGGUGCUGUGAUUGGAGGUGUUAUUGGUGGGUUGGGGUGCAUUGGUGCGUUGUACUGCCUAUAUGUUAGUUGGUUGAGGAAGUCGGAUGAGAGGAGGCUGAAGAGGGAUCUGGCAAGGAACGAGGCAGCAAAGUUGGAGCAGAUGGAUGUUGAGCCUGCGCCGAGCUUCGAGGGGCCGCCGACGAAGAGUGUGAAGGAAAAGGUUAUGUUUUGGAAGAAGGGGUAGUCUCGGGGCUUUGCUUUGUCCGUUAUACCCAUCGUUUGAACUUCAAAUCCAUUCGUUCAUAUCUGACAUCAUGCAAAUUUUAAUAAAUCAA
Molecule: messenger RNA, 1740 nt
Organism: Macroventuria anomochaeta
Lineage: Eukaryota; Fungi; Ascomycota; Dothideomycetes; Pleosporales; Didymellaceae
Product: acid protease
Exons: 2
Coding region: 165-1649 (494 amino acids)
Source: RefSeq, a predicted model, not a curated record